Molecule: messenger RNA, 456 nt
Organism: Zingiber officinale
Lineage: Eukaryota; Viridiplantae; Streptophyta; Magnoliopsida; Zingiberales; Zingiberaceae
Exons: 1
Coding region: 1-456 (151 amino acids)
Source: RefSeq, a predicted model, not a curated record
AUGAGACGGAGACCUUUAGAGUUUUUUGUUGGUGAUCAUGUAUUCUUACGGGUAUCCACUACAAAAGGAGUAAAAAGGUUUGGGUUGAAGGGUAAGUUAGCACCUCGCUAUAUUGGACCCUUCCAGAUUCUCGAGAGGAUAGGUGAGGUAGCAUAUCGACUGGCGCUACCACCAUCACUUACCAAGGUGCAUGAUGUUUUCCAUGUGUCUAUGUUGAGGAAAUACGUACCACACCCUUCGCAUAUUCUUAUAGGUGUUUCAGUUGUACUUCAGCCAGAUAUAUCUUAUGAGGAGAUUCCAGUUCAGAUUUUGGACCGCAAAGAGCGCCAGUUGUGGAACAAGAUAAUUCGACUGGUCAAGGUCGGAUGGAGGCACCAUUCAGAUAAAGAAGCCAUUUGGGAGUUGGAAGAUAAGAUGCGGGCUAGUUACCCACACUUGUUUACUGAAGGUGAGUAA